AUGAUUAUUAUUGUUGAUGAAGAUGACGACGACGAUGACAAUUUCCUGACGCCAUCUUCCACACCACAAGAAGAGCUACCUGCCUCUGCAGACUUAAGCGGCAUCGGUCAUAAGAGGAGGAACAGUGCUGACAAUUUCAAUACGGACGACUUCGCCGACUUUGAGAAUUCAGCUCAAACCAACACAAACAAUUUAAUUACAGAAUCUCUUAUCCGGGAGAAGAUUUAUGAAAAGUAUACAGUGAGUUUUUCAAACUUGAAAGUGUUGAUUGGACAUGCAGAUGACAAUUGGAAGUCAGCUUACGGCAGCAUCACCAGCUUGUGGCACGUGGUCAACAAAUUUGAUGUCGUUCUGCUGUUUGAAAGGCGCCUGAUAAGGACCUGUACAAAUGAAUGGCCCAACGUCAUCAUCUCUGCCUCCAUCCCGUCCAUCGAGAUUCAUGUCAAUGAGUUUAAGUUGUCAGCUCUGAAGACCUGCAUGCAAAAUUUAAUGAACGACCUGAAUCGGGCGCUUGCCAGGAAGCAGCAGCCCUCCACAGGCCAGCAAGCAGCACCUCCACAAUCAUCAUUCGUCUUCCAACGUUCGAGAAACUCGUCCAGGACCAGGCAUAUAUCUGGAUCAAAGUCAUUCUAUGGGGAUGAGCCAGAUGUGGAAUGCAAGUUGUUGUUUGUUGAUUUCAUCAUCUACAGCCUUUCAUUGGAUGUGCACUGGAGAGGCCACAGCAUCGGUCAGCUGAGGGUGGACCAGGUCGGCGCCACAGCCCACAUGACCCACAGGAGGUCUCUGGUGUCUUUCAGCGUGAACAGCCUCAUCAUCGUCGAUGCCAUGCAAACCUGGGGCCCGGAUUAUGAUCUGCUGGUUGCAUCACAUAACUUCAGCAACUUACUGAGUUGUAGAGACGGUGAGGAGGCGACUGAUCUGAACAGCAACAAGAAAACUAACUACAACGUCAAUGCGUUUUUCUACAACAGUCCGAACAAAUUUGCUGGCUACUCAUAUUUAAACUCCGCAAUAAAAGCCAUUCCAAAUCAAAGUACUUUUCCAAACUCAUCCGUUCCAAGUUUCACGGGAUCAUCAGAAUUCUCGGAGUCAUUGAUCCAAUUAACCAUCGACAUCAAGAAGAACAUCAAGUGCGAAGAGUUAAAAGAAGGAGAUGAGGGGAAGCAUGAUGGUUCGGAAAGUUCACCCGUAGACAACAAUGACGACGACGGUGGCGAUGGUGCUGAUGAUGUCAACAUCGACUUUAACUUCAGUUCCAUGGAUGUGAUUGCAAACCAGCGAACAAUCGCUGAGAUGAUAAGUUUUUUCAAAGUUGUCAUUGAGUCCUCCGACCUUCCAUCUACCUCAGUCUCACCAUUGUCACCAUCAACCAUCAUGGAGAAUUCGCUGGUGACACCAUCUCAGGACAGAAGAUUAUUGGAUGACCUCGCAACAUCAGCGCUAUCCCAACACGAGGUGAAGGGCGAUGAAGAGGACCACAAAAAGAAUUUCAAUAAUCCCAAUAACUUUUCAAUACCAGCCAACAGUUCAUCAAUUCCAACCAACAACUCUUCAGCACCAGCCAACAACUCUUCAGCACCAGCCAACAACUCUUCAGCACCAGCCAACAACUCUUCAACACCAGCCAACAACUCUUCAACACCAACCAACAACUUUUCAACACCACCCAACAACUCCUCAACUCCAACCAACAAUAGGAAAAUGAAAGUUAGGUCUCGAUUCGGGCAGUUGAACAUGAUGCUCGUCAGUUUCGAAGGUGAAAAAGCAAAGAAGGUGGCUCUCAUCACGCUCAACGAUGCUCUCAUUUACUUAAACAUUGGUUAG
Helobdella robusta is the source of this 1824-nucleotide messenger RNA. RefSeq lists its product as hypothetical. The record is from RefSeq and is a predicted model, not a curated record. NCBI's taxonomy places the organism in Eukaryota, Metazoa, Annelida, Clitellata, Rhynchobdellida, Glossiphoniidae. Bases 1 to 1824 code for a protein of 607 amino acids. The transcript has 10 exons.